GAACACGAACAACAGUGCCCGCAGUCUCUCGGUUUUGGUGUUAUUUUUUGUGGCUCUGCAUCUGUAUCUGUAUCUGUAACUGUAUCUGUAUCUCGAUCGGCUCCAACCCGCUGCAUCCGUAACUCUCUCCUUCCCCUCCCAGUGUGUUUUUGUGAGCGAGAGUGCUAAGCUUUUUGCUCGCACGUCUAACGUUUGCCAAAGUGUGCGUAUCGCUGCCUUAACUUGAACUAUGGGUCGCAUGUUCGUGUGCGUCUAAUAAAUAUAUUUAAAAAUAAGCAUUUCGACAUACCGUCGUGGAAAAUAUGUGACACACACCACAACGAAAUAUACCAGAUCCCAACAAGCACGUCCCAUUCAGUCGCGCGUUAAUAUUAAAAAGCCAUCCGAGUGCCAAAAGCAACGAAGCGAGCAAUAAUUGUGAUUAAUAACAACGAAACAAACGAAUUUCGACCGCAAAUUAGCCGCAUAAGGCCAUUCAAAUAGCAAUAGUCCAGCCAGGUGCACUCACUCACGGCACCCAAACGGUGAUUACCUCAUCUGUGUCAGCGCUCCGCCAGCAAAAUGGUAUCAAAGAGCAAUAAAAAGAAACAAGUGUCUCAGCAGCAGCAGUCGUCGACGUCGCCGCCGCCGCCAGCCACAUCGACCACAACAUCAACGUCGUCGGCCGAGGCCACGAAGCUUACCAAAAAACUGGGUCCCGAUGCGUUCGCCACUCUGACCACCAGCAACAGCUCCAGCUCCAUGCAGCACGAAUCGGUGACGUACGGUGGUGAUCCUGUCGGGCCGAGCACUUCGGGUGCUUCUCUGCCAGCGGCUGGAGUGAGGAGCUACAGCAGCCGCAGCCAGAGCAAGAGCAAGGCAUCCCAAUCGCAUUCCUCCUACACAGAGCAAUCUCAGUCCCAGCUGCAGUCCGAGCAGUACAGCAGCAAGAUCUCGCGGGAUUAUGCCAAUCAGAAGAUCAUCUCAUCGAUUGAUCUGCUCGAAAGUGAAAAGAAGGAGCCAGUAUUCUCGGUGCCCAUCGAUGUGGUGGAGAUCACAACGCCCACGCUAUCCGUCUCCGCCAGCGGGGGCAGUGUCUCGAAAAUGUUCACGUCCUCGUCGAUGUCUUCCAGCCAGCAGCAGCAGCAGGCCAGUAGCUCCAGCUCGUACUUUGAAGCCACAACCAGUUCCAGUCGGUGCGCCAACGAAACGCUGAUUGCCAGCGAGAGAGCCGACACGGCUACCGGUAUGACAUCAUCGGGGCCGAGGAAACAGGUUGGCUUCGAUACAAACACCAAGACAGUGACAAACGCCACCACCAGCAACAGCAGCAAUAUCAACAGCAGCACAAGCACAAACAUCAACAUCAACACCAGCGGCAGCCGCAGCAGCAAUGUGAGCGAAUCUCAGAGCGUGCCAAAGCUGCCAAUGAGCGGAACAGCUGAUGCUCCCGCAUCGGUGACGUCGCAAGGCUACCCAGAACCGGUUGCCGUGUCGUCUGGCGCGACCACAACAAAGGCGACGUCAUCGACGCGACGCAACGAUAAACUGGACGUGGCCAGUGCUAGCACAGCUGUUGAUAGAGCUACGUCAUCGUCGUCGAUGGUCGACCAGAGGUCCACCAAGGAGGUUAGCGAGAGUUCAGUCUUGAAAAGCUCCACCAGCAGCAAGCAGUCGAAGUCGUCGUCCAAGAAGGAGGUGUACGAUGUGAAGACCAAAACCUGGACGGAGUACAGCGAUGGCAGUUCUCAAGGACCGAGUAAGACCCGGCCGACCUUUGAGCGGUAUGUCAGCAAGGAAUCCGAUGGCACCUCCAAAGUAACGUACAAGAAGAAGAUAUACGACAGACGCAACAAUCGGUGGCGCGUGGUGGACGAACGGACGGUGGACAGCACCGCCGACACGGGCUAUCCCGAAAUAGUCGAUGAUGUCAUUAACACAACCAGAACCACAUACACCACCAAGGUGUACGACACGAAGCUCGGCAAGUGGACUGUUGUGGACGAGAAGUCGUUCACUGAUACGAAAGCUUUUGUGCCCAAUGACAUUGCUCGUGAAAUCGAGAAAGAUAAUACCGAUGUUGCAAACAUAACGACUACAACGGAGGUGACGAAGAUUUUCGAUGCGAGCAUCAACGACUGGCGCGUUCUGGACGAGAAGGUGCACACGGAUGUAAUUGAGAAGAUCGUAGAGGCUCCCAAGAAGACCAUUUACGUGGACGAGUUUGUGGAGAUUGAGAAGAACACCUCGAUAUCGGAGAACAACGAAAACAUAACCCUGAACUUGAAGGAGACAUCGAAACACCAAAAUAUUACGGAAAAUAUUUAUGAUGAAAUCGAUUAUGUGCGCACUGAUAAGCAACGACUAAACGACUCAAGAACCCGAGGAGUUGCAAAAAACAAGUCAACAACACAUAGUGAAAGAUGCAUUUGUGAAAUCUGCACAUGCGGGCGGCACCAUUGCUCAAGCAGUACAACGAAGUCUACAGAAAAUACGGUUAUUCAAACCGAAGUUUCCACAGAUAACGUUGACGAAGCAUAUACAAGGAUACGUACAAAUACAUGGUCGAAAGAAGAUAACAUUCCCAAGCAAAACGAAGACAUUCUAGUGGACUAUAUAGUCAUUAAGAAACCAGAAGACAACUUAAGACCUGAGGGAGACUUUAUAGUUCCUCCAAAGGAGCCAUACAAGCCGGGGGAAAAACGUGAAAAGAUUGUGCAUACCGACAACCUCCGUACAGAAGGAGAAAUGACUUUUGUAGAGAAGGAGGAAUACCAAUAUACAGUUCGACCGGGAUACGUUAAGCCUACGGACAAUCUAAAGCCCGAAGGCGAGUUUUACAGUCCGGAAAAACCUAAGUAUCAACCAGGAGAUCGGCCAUCUCAAGUGCGACACCAAGACAAUCUAAAACCAGAAGGCGAAUUUUACACGCCUGAGAAACCAGGAUACGCUCCAGCCGAUCGUCCCACACAAAAAAGGCCGGUUGAUAACCUUAAGCCGGAGGGAGAAUUUGUCUCACCAGAAAAACCCAAAUACAACCCUGCCGAAAGACCUGAAAAAAUAAUAAGAAGUGAUAACUUGAGAACUGAAGGGGAAAUGACAUUUGUGGAGAAAGAGGAAUAUCAAUAUGUUACACGACCGGGACAAGUCAAGCCAACGGAUAACUUAAGACCAGAGGGUUCAUUUUAUAGUCCUGAAAAGGCAAAGUAUUGCCCUGGCGAACGUCCAUCUCAAGUGCGUCCAGUUGAUAAUCUUAAACCAGAAGGUGACUUUUAUACACCCGAAAGACCAGGAUUUGAAUCUGCAGAAAGGCCAGCUCAAAAAAAGCCGGAGGACAAUCUUAAGCCAGACGGGGAAUUCGUAAGGCCAGAGAAACAAGUUUACAAACCGGCCGAUAAAACAGAAAGAAUUAUUCGGAAAGAUAAUCUUCGUACGGAAGGAGAAAUGACGUUUGUAGAGAGGGAAGAAUAUCAAUAUGUGGUACGUCCUGACCAGGUUAAACCUUUGGACAAUCUUAAGCCUGAGGGAGAAUUCUACAGUCCCGAGAAACCCAACUACAAACCCGGCGAAAGACCUUUCCAGGUUAGGCCAGAAGACAAUCUCAGACCAGAAGGUGAAUUCUACACACCGGAAAAGCCAGGAUUCAGGCCUGCUGAGAGGCCCGAACAAAAGAAACCACAGGACAACCUGAAACCCGAGGGCGAAUUCUACAGUCCCGAGAAACCCAAGUACAAGCCAGGCGAAAGACCUUCCCAGGUUAGGCCAGAAGAUAAUCUGAGGCCCGAGGGUGAAUUCUACACACCGGAAAAGCCAGGAUUUCGGCCCGCUGAGAGGCCAGAGCAAAAGAAACCAGAGGACAACCUGAAACCCGAGGGCGAAUUCUACAGUCCCGAGAAACCCAAGUACAAGCCAGGCGAAAGACCUUCCCAGGUUAGGCCAGAAGAUAAUCUGAGGCCAGAGGGUGAAUUCUACACACCGGAAAAGACAGGAUUCAGGCCAGCUGAAAGACCAGUACAGAAAAAACCACAGGAUAACUUAAAGCCGGAAGGCGAAUUCGUGAAGCCUGAGAAGCAAGUAUACAAGCCGGCCGAUAAAACUGAAAGAAUUAUUCGGAAAGAUAAUCUUCGUACGGAAGGAGAAAUGACGUUUGUAGAGAGGGAAGAAUAUCAAUAUGUGGUUCGACCUGACCAGGUUAAACCAUCGGACAAUCUUAAGCCUGAGGGAGAAUUCUACAGUCCCGAGAAACCUAAAUACAAGCCAGGUGAGAGACCUUCCCAGGUUAGGCCAGAAGACAAUCUCAGACCAGAAGGUGAAUUCUACACACCGGAAAAGCCAGGAUUCAGGCCUGCUGAGAGGCCCGAACAAAAGAAACCACAGGACAACCUGAAACCCGAGGGCGAAUUCUACAGUCCCGAGAAACCCAAGUACAAGCCAGGCGAAAGACCUUCCCAGGUUAGGCCAGAAGAUAAUCUGAGGCCCGAGGGUGAAUUCUACACACCGGAAAAGCCAGGAUUCCGGCCCGCUGAGAGGCCAGAGCAAAAGAAACCAGAGGACAACCUGAAACCCGAGGGCGAAUUCUACAGUCCCGAGAAACCCAAGUACAAGCCAGGCGAAAGACCUUCCCAGGUUAGGCCAGAAGAUAAUCUGAGGCCAGAGGGUGAAUUCUACACACCGGAAAAGACAGGAUUCAGGCCUGCUGAGAGGCCCGAACAAAAGAAACCACAUGACAACCUAAAACCCGAGGGCGAAUUCUACAGUCCCGAGAAACCCAAGUACAAGCCAGGCGAAAGACCUUCCCAGGUUAGGCCAGAAGAUAAUCUGAGGCCCGAGGGUGAAUUCUACACACCGGAAAAGCCAGGAUUCCGGCCCGCUGAGAGGCCAGAGCAAAAGAAACCAGAGGACAACCUGAAACCCGAGGGCGAAUUCUACAGUCCCGAGAAACCCAAGUACAAGCCAGGCGAAAGACCUUCCCAGGUUAGGCCAGAAGAUAAUCUGAGGCCAGAGGGUGAAUUCUACACACCGGAAAAGACAGGAUUCAGGCCUGCUGAGAGGCCCGAACAAAAGAAACCACAUGACAACCUAAAACCCGAGGGCGAAUUCUACAGUCCCGAGAAACCCAAGUACAAGCCAGGCGAAAGACCUUCCCAGGUUAGGCCAGAAGAUAAUCUGAGGCCAGAGGGUGAAUUCUACACACCGGAAAAGACAGGAUUCAGGCCUGCUGAGAGGCCCGAACAAAAGAAACCACAUGACAACCUAAAACCCGAGGGCGAAUUCUACAGUCCCGAGAAACCCAAGUACAAGCCAGGCGAAAGACCUUCCCAGGUUAGGCCAGAAGAUAAUCUGAGGCCAGAAGGUGAAUUCUACACACCGGAAAAGCCUGGAUUCAGGCCAGCUGAAAGACCAGUACAGAAAAAACCACAGGAUAACUUAAAGCCGGAAGGCGAAUUCGUGAAGCCUGAGAAGCAAGUAUACAAGCCGGCCGAUAAAACUGAAAGAAUUAUUCGGAAAGAUAAUCUUCGUACGGAAGGAGAAAUGACGUUUGUAGAGAGGGAAGAAUAUCAAUAUGUGGUUCGACCUGACCAGGUUAAACCAUCGGACAAUCUUAAGCCUGAGGGAGAAUUCUACAGUCCCGAGAAACCUAAAUACAAGCCAGGUGAGAGACCUUCCCAGGUUAGGCCAGAAGACAAUCUCAGACCAGAAGGUGAAUUCUACACACCGGAAAAGCCAGGAUUCAGGCCUGCUGAGAGGCCCGAACAAAAGAAACCACAGGACAACCUGAAACCCGAGGGCGAAUUCUACAGUCCCGAGAAACCCAAGUACAAGCCAGGCGAAAGACCUUCCCAGGUUAGGCCAGAAGAUAAUCUGAGGCCAGAGGGUGAAUUCUACACACCGGAAAAGCCUGGAUUCAGGCCAGCUGAAAGACCAGUACAGAAAAAACCACAGGAUAACUUAAAGACGGAAGGCGAAUUCGUGAAGCCUGAGAAGCAAGUAUACAAGCCGGCCGAUAAAACUGAAAGAAUUAUUCGGAAAGAUAAUCUUCGUACGGAAGGAGAAAUGACGUUUGUAGAGAGGGAAGAAUAUCAAUAUGUGGUUCGACCUGACCAGGUUAAACCAUCGGACAAUCUUAAGCCUGAGGGAGAAUUCUACAGUCCCGAGAAACCUAAAUACAAGCCAGGAGAGAGACCUUCCCAGGUUAGGCCAGAAGACAAUCUCAGACCAGAAGGUGAAUUCUACACACCGGAAAAGCCAGGAUUCAGGCCUGCUGAGAGGCCCGAACAAAAGAAACCACAGGACAACCUGAAACCCGAAGGCGAAUUCUACAGUCCCGAGAAACCCAAGUACAAGCCAGGCGAAAGACCUUCCCAGGUUAGGCCAGAAGAUAAUCUGAGGCCAGAGGGUGAAUUCUACACACCGGAAAAGCCUGGAUUCAGGCCAGCUGAAAGACCAGUACAGAAAAAACCACAGGAUAACUUAAAGCCGGAAGGUGAAUUCGUGAAGCCUGAGAAGCAAGUUUACAUGCCGGCCGAUAAAACUGAAAGAAUUAUUCGGAAAGAUAAUCUUCGUACGGAAGGAGAAAUGACGUUUGUAGAGAGGGAAGAAUAUCAAUAUGUGGUUCGACCUGACCAGGUUAAACCAUCGGACAAUCUUAAGCCUGAGGGAGAAUUCUACAGUCCCGAGAAACCUAAAUACAAGCCUGGUGAGAGACCUUCCCAGGUUAGGCCAGAAGACAAUCUCAGACCAGAAGGUGAAUUCUACACACCGGAAAAGCCAGGAUUCAGGCCUGCUGAGAGGCCCGAACAAAAGAAACCACAAGACAGCCUGAAACCCGAGGGCGAAUUCUACAGUCCCGAGAAACCGAAGUACAAGCCAGGCGAAAGACCUUCCCAGGUUAGGCCAGAAGAUAAUCUGAGGCCAGAGGGUGAAUUCUACACACCGGAAAAGCCUGGAUUCAGGCCAGCUGAAAGACCAGUACAGAAAAAACCACAGGAUAACUUAAAGCCGGAAGGCGAAUUCGUGAAGCCUGAGAAGCAAGUAUACAAGCCGGCCGAUAAAACUGAAAGAAUUAUUCGGAAAGAUAAUCUUCGUACGGAAGGAGAAAUGACGUUUGUAGAGAGGGAAGAAUAUCAAUAUGUGGUUCGACCUGACCAGGUUAAACCAUCGGACAAUCUUAAGCCUGAGGGAGAAUUCUACAGUCCCGAGAAACCUAAAUACAAGCCAGGAGAGAGACCUUCCCAGGUUAGGCCAGAAGACAACCUCAGACCAGAAGGUGAAUUCUACACACCGGAAAAGCCAGGAUUCAGGCCUGCUGAGAGGCCCGAACAAAAGAAACCACAGGACAACCUGAAACCCGAGGGCGAAUUCUACAGUCCCGAGAAACCCAAGUACAAGCCAGGCGAAAUACCUUCCCAGGUUAGGCCAGAAGAUAAUCUGAGGCCCGAGGGUGAAUUCUACACACCGGAAAAGCCUGGAUUCAGGCCAGCUGAAAGACCAGUACAGAAAAAACCACAGGAUAACUUAAAGACGGAAGGCGAAUUCGUGAAGCCUGAGAAGCAAGUAUACAAGCCGGCCGAUAAAACUGAAAGAAUUAUUCGGAAAGAUAAUCUUCGUACGGAAGGAGAAAUGACGUUUGUAGAGAGGGAAGAAUAUCAAUAUGUGGUUCGACCUGACCAGGUUAAACCAUCGGACAAUCUUAAGCCUGAGGGAGAAUUCUACAGUCCCGAGAAACCUAAAUACAAGCCAGGAGAGAGACCUUCCCAGGUUAGGCCAGAAGACAAUCUCAGACCAGAAGGUGAAUUCUACACACCGGAAAAGCCAGGAUUCAGGCCUGCUGAGAGGCCCGAACAAAAGAAACCACAGGACAACCUGAAACCCGAAGGCGAAUUCUACAGUCCCGAGAAACCCAAGUACAAGCCAGGCGAAAGACCUUCCCAGGUUAGGCCAGAAGAUAAUCUGAGGCCAGAGGGUGAAUUCUACACACCGGAAAAGCCUGGAUUCAGGCCAGCUGAAAGACCAGUACAGAAAAAACCACAGGAUAACUUAAAGCCGGAAGGUGAAUUCGUGAAGCCUGAGAAGCAAGUUUACAUGCCGGCCGAUAAAACUGAAAGAAUUAUUCGGAAAGAUAAUCUUCGUACGGAAGGAGAAAUGACGUUUGUAGAGAGGGAAGAAUAUCAAUAUGUGGUUCGACCUGACCAGGUUAAACCAUCGGACAAUCUUAAGCCUGAGGGAGAAUUCUACAGUCCCGAGAAACCUAAAUACAAGCCUGGUGAGAGACCUUCCCAGGUUAGGCCAGAAGACAAUCUCAGACCAGAAGGUGAAUUCUACACACCGGAAAAGCCAGGAUUCAGGCCUGCUGAGAGGCCCGAACAAAAGAAACCACAAGACAACCUGAAACCCGAGGGCGAAUUCUACAGUCCCGAGAAACCGAAGUACAAGCCAGGCGAAAGACCUUCCCAGGUUAGGCCAGAAGAUAAUCUGAGGCCAGAGGGUGAAUUCUACACACCGGAAAAGCCUGGAUUCAGGCCAGCUGAAAGACCAGUACAGAAAAAACCACAGGAUAACUUAAAGCCGGAAGGCGAAUUCGUGAAGCCUGAGAAGCAAGUAUACAAGCCGGCCGAUAAAACUGAAAGAAUUAUUCGGAAAGAUAAUCUUCGUACGGAAGGAGAAAUGACGUUUGUAGAGAGGGAAGAAUAUCAAUAUGUGGUUCGACCUGACCAGGUUAAACCAUCGGACAAUCUUAAGCCUGAGGGAGAAUUCUACAGUCCCGAGAAACCUAAAUACAAGCCAGGAGAGAGACCUUCCCAGGUUAGGCCAGAAGACAACCUCAGACCAGAAGGUGAAUUCUACACACCGGAAAAGCCAGGAUUCAGGCCUGCUGAGAGGCCCGAACAAAAGAAACCACAGGACAACCUGAAACCCGAGGGCGAAUUCUACAGUCCCGAGAAACCCAAGUACAAGCCAGGCGAAAGACCUUCCCAGGUUAGGCCAGAAGAUAAUCUGAGGCCCGAGGGUGAAUUCUACACACCGGAAAAGCCUGGAUUCAGGCCAGCUGAAAGACCAGUACAGAAAAAACCACAGGAUAACUUAAAGCCGGAAGGCGAAUUCGUGAAGCCUGAGAAGCAAGUAUACAAGCCGGCCGAUAAAACUGAAAGAAUUAUUCGGAAAGAUAAUCUUCGUACGGAAGGAGAAAUGACGUUUGUAGAGAGGGAAGAAUAUCAAUAUGUGGUUCGACCUGACCAGGUUAAACCAUCAGACAAUCUUAAGCCUGAGGGAGAAUUUUACAGUCCUGAGAAACCUAAAUACAAGCCAGGAGAGAGACCUUCCCAGGUUAGGCCAGAAGAUAAUCUGAGGCCCGAGGGUGAAUUCUACACACCGGAAAAGCCUGGAUUCCGGCCAGCUGAGAGGCCAGAGCAAAAGAAACCAGAGGACAACCUGAAACCCGAGGGAGAAUUCUACAGUCCCGAGAAACCCAAGUACAAGCCAGGCGAAAGACCUUCCCAGGUUAGGCCAGAAGACAAUCUCAGACCAGAAGGUGAAUUCUACACACCGGAAAAGCCAGGAUUCAGGCCAGCUGAAAGACCAGUACAGAAAAAACCACAGGAUAACUUAAAGCCGGAAGGUGAAUUCGUGAAGCCUGAGAAGCAAGUUUACAUGCCGGCCGAUAAAACUGAAAGAAUUAUUCGGAAAGAUAAUCUUCGUACGGAAGGAGAAAUGACGUUUGUAGAGAGGGAAGAAUAUCAAUAUGUGGUUCGACCUGACCAGGUUAAACCAUCGGACAAUCUUAAGCCUGAGGGAGAAUUCUACAGUCCCGAGAAACCUAAAUACAAGCCAGGAGAGAGACCUUCCCAGGUUAGGCCAGAAGACAAUCUCAGACCAGAAGGUGAAUUCUUCACACCGGAAAAGCCAGGAUUCAGGCCUGCUGAGAGGCCCGAACAAAAGAAACCACAGGACAACCUGAAACCCGAGGGCGAAUUCUACAGUCCCGAGAAACCCAAGUACAAGCCAGGCGAAAGACCUUCCCAGGUUAGGCCAGAAGAUAAUCUGAGGCCCGAGGGUGAAUUCUACACACCGGAAAAGCCUGGAUUCAGGCCAGCUGAAAGACCAGUACAGAAAAAACCACAGGAUAACUUAAAGCCGGAAGGCGAAUUCGUGAAGCCUGAGAAGCAAGUAUACAAGCCGGCCGAUAAAACUGAAAGAAUUAUUCGGAAAGAUAAUCUUCGUACGGAAGGAGAAAUGACGUUUGUAGAGAGGGAAGAAUAUCAAUAUGUGGUUCGACCUGACCAGGUUAAACCAUCGUAUAAUCUUAAGCCUGAGGGAGAAUUCUACAGUCCCGAGAAACCUAAAUACAAGCCUGGUGAGAGACCUUCCCAGGUUAGGCCAGAAGACAAUCUCAGACCAGAAGGUGAAUUCUACACACCGGAAAAGCCAGGAUUCAGACCUGCUGAAAGACCAGUACAGAAAAAGCCAGAUGACAACUUAAGGCCGGAAGGAGACUUUUACAGUCCAGAAAAGCAACAUUACAGGCCUGGAGAACGUCCAACGCAAGUUCGACCUGAGGAUAACUUGAGACCCGAAGGGAGAUUCUUUGCUCCUGAAAAGCCAGGAUAUAAGGCCGGAGAUCGACCGGUACCUAAGAAACCUGUUGAUAAUCUAAAGACUGAAGGCGAAUUCUUUACUCCCGAUCGACCAAAAUAUCAACCAGCCGAUCGAGUAACUGUUGUAAGGCAGAAAGAUAACUUGAAGGUGGAAGGAGAAUUCUACGUUCAAGAAAAAGAGGUCUUUAAGCCAGCUGAAAGGCCUAAACAGAAAAAACCUCAUGAUAACUUAAAACCAGAGGGCGAUAUGGUUAUACCAGAAAAGGACAAAUAUAAGCCUGCCGAUAAGGUGACAAGAGUUAUUCAUAAGGACAACCUUCGUAGUGAAGGAGAAAUGACUUUCACGGAAAAAUCUGAGUACCAUCAUGUUGUUAGACCCACCCCAGUGAAGCCAGAAGAUAACCUGCGGACCUCUGGUAAACUUUACGUACCUGAAAAGCCCGGUCAUACAAUUGGUGAACGCCCCGAGCCGGUUAAGCCUAAAGACAAUUUGAAACCAGAAGGAAUUAUGUAUACCCCGGAAAAACCAAAAUAUGAGCCCGCUUCCCGUCCAGAGCAGAAGAAGUAUGCCGACAACUUGAAACCUGAGGGUAAGAUGCACAUUCCCGAGAAGGAUGGGUACCGGCCUGCCGAUAAGGUGAAGACGGUUAUUAGAAAAGAUAAUUUAAGAACCGAGGGAGAAAUGACAUUCACCCAGAAGGAAGAAUACCACCAUGUUAAACGACCGGAGCAAGUAAAGCCAAGUGAUAACCUAAAAGUCGAAGGUGAAUUCUACACUCCCAAUAAAACCUCCUUUACACCCGCUGAGCGACCAAUUCAGAAGAAACCAAAAGACAAUCUUAAGCCGGAAGGAGAAUUUUAUAAGAGAACAGACCGCAGCGAGACCGAUAGCAAGAUAGUUACAGAAACCGUUAACAGAGAAACGCCAAAACGUCCUGUUGACAAUCUCAAGCUAGAAGGGUCUAUGACAGUAACCAGAAGAAAUGAUUACAAAAGUACGGCGAACACAACGGUCGAUAAAGUACAACGUACUCAAAAAAUUAACCACAAUAGUUCAUCUAUUACUUUGGGAAGUGACACUACAAUCCGAAAAACAACAAAUCAGAUGAACUAUGUGUCUGGCAAGGACGCUGUCAAACAAGUCGAUUCGAACGGCCAAAAUCCGGUUGACGGUCUCAUUGUUGUAUCUACAACAAAGGUAACUACUGUCAUAGGAGGGCGUCAUAAGAAGGAACCAGAAACCGAGUAUGUCAAGAGGCCCGCUAAGAUAAACGUAAUAGAAAAUGUUGCGAAGAAUACUACCACGACAAACAUCGAAAACACUCAAAACAUCCAUAAGGAAUCCACAUCCUUGCAAAGAAAUCAACAGGUCAUAAAGGGUUCUGCUUUAACUACCGAAAGGAUCACGGAUACGGAUGUAUCCAGUACCGCUAUUGAAUCUAAUCGUAGACAUUUAACCGAUAAGAACACUGGCGACAUAACCUCAAGAGUUAUUUCCGGUGGCUCAGUCUCCAAUAACGUAACGGGCGAAACAUCGUCUCGCGUGAUUUCAGGCAGAAAUGUUACGUCUAACAUCACUGAGAAUUCGACUUCACGUGUGGUGUCAGGCAGAAACGUAUCCAGUGAUGCAUUUGGCGAAACCACCACUCGUGUUGUAUCCGGAAGAUCGGCCUCGAAUAACAUUACCGGCGAUACAACAAGCCGGGUUCUGUCUGGAAGCACAGUUGGACACAACAUCAGCGAAGAUUCAACAUCGCGAACGGUCUCAGGGGGUAGAACUUCUGCCAACAAUAUUGUGACCGGAAGCACAUCGUCGCACAUGACCACUUCAAAGCACUUUCAUCAUCGAAAGAGCGAAUUCUCGUCAGAAGCCGACGUCUCUAACACGGUCUUCCAUCGCAAGAACGUAACCACCGAUUCGAAUACAGCCAAUGGCAGCCUGACGUCCAAUGGAAAGAUGCAGCGCAAGAGCAUACUGAAUCUACACGAGCAGCCCUCGAGCACCACCACCUAUGGUGGGGAGCGUCAGAGUUACAGCAGCAUCCAUCGCCAAAAUCGCGACUCAGACGCAAAUGCAACUUUUUCGAGCGAGCGUCGCACCUGCAACGUGCACAAAGAGAACCGGGAGCACAACGUGAAGAACUCGUCCACAAUGACCCGCAUUAUUUCUGGUGGAACCAGCGGUUCGAAUGCCGAACGGUCAACGGUGACGCGCAGCCAAGUUUCGGGUGGUGGCGGCAUUGAUUUUUCGUCUCAAUCUCAUUCCCACACCGGAAGCCAUACCAGCCGACACCGUGGAAAUCAGCAGGUGUCCAGCUUAGGCGGUGGCAUCGAUUUCCCCUCCUACAGUGCCCAUGGCCAUGGCGCCGAGCGUGUGGUCACCCGUCGAGGAAAUCAGUCCUCAAUUAGUCUGGGCAAUGAAAAGUUCACCGGCUCCAGUUUGUACAAGAGCGAAUACAUAACUGCCCCAAAAACGACGUGUGCUGUGCAUAAGAUUAAACAAGGAGCAUUCCAACAUACAAGGAGUACUCAAGAACACAAGUUCUUCAAGACCUCAAACUAACACAGCCCGACUAUGAGUAUAUUAUACAUAUCCUUUGCUUUACUAACACAAAAAUCCCAUAUUAAUGAUAGGCUAAGCUUCCAUGACAAUAUACGUUUUAUACAAUAUACAAACCAAUCCGAAAAUGAAUAUUAACAAUAAAGACAACAUUCUUAAAUCGA
This is a messenger RNA of Drosophila sechellia, 13295 nucleotides long. It is a transcript of the gene Sdb, whose product is annotated as SAXO downstream of blistered. Lineage: Eukaryota; Metazoa; Arthropoda; Insecta; Diptera; Drosophilidae. Gene Ontology annotation, molecular function: microtubule binding. Bases 562 to 13134 code for a protein of 4190 amino acids. Gene Ontology annotation, cellular component: centriole; ciliary basal body; axonemal microtubule. The record is from RefSeq and is a predicted model, not a curated record. The transcript is spliced from 5 exons.